AUGGCUGGCAAUGAAUCUGUUAUUAUCACUGUUGUUUAUGGGGCAUCUGAGGUGAUUGAUCGUCGGAAUUUAUGGACGGCACUGGAGACGCUAUCUCAGCAAUGCUCUGACAUCCCGUGGAUGGUGGGAGGGGAUUUUAAUGCAGUACGUGACCUUAACGAAGUAUGUGGCAUCUCAGGAGAUAUAAGGAUGGCCACCGAAGAAUUUAAUGCUGGUAUUCUGGAGGCGGGGCUGAUCCCACUUCCUAUGCAAGGUGAAUGGUUCACGUGGCAUAAUUGCAGUACGUCUAUGAGGAGUUUAUGGAAGCGGCUGGGUCGGAUUCUUAUUAAUGACCGCUGGCUGGCAAGGUUCCCGAGCGCCUAUUAUCACAGCCUUACUCCACGGACAUCUGACCACUCUCCACUGGUCUUACAUGGGGAUAUACAACAACAUAAUGGAGGCAUGUUUCGAUUUGAUAACUAUCUGGCCCAUUCACCCGAGUUUAUCCACAAUGUGCAGAAUAUUUGGCAUCAUGAGAUUGUGGGUAUUCCUAUGUAUGCUGUGACACGUAAACUGAAGGCACUUAAACCAGUCUUUAGACUACAAAGGAGAAAUAAGGGAGAUCUGACGAUGAAUGUCCAACUAGCCAAAGGUUUUCUUGAUGAGGCACAACAGUUGAGACGAGUAAGGAGGAGAAUCUUACAGAUUAAUGAUGAGAAUGGUUUCACACACACGGAUCUAGGGGAAAUCGCCCAUGAGUUUGUCUCAUACUAUCAGAACCUAUUAGGAGGCACCAGAAGACGGCUGUCAGUGGAUAUUCGUUAUCUUAGACCGUGGGCAAGGCACUGUAUCACUGAUGAGGAAGCUAAUCAAUUACUCCUUCCAAUCUCGGCGGAUGAUGUGAAGCAAGCAAUGUUCGAUAUUGCUGAUGACAAGGCACCGGGACCUGAUGGCUACUCGUCAAGGUUUUUCAAGGCGGCUUGGCCUGUGGUUGGGGAAGAAGUUACGAGGGCGGUACUAGACUUCUUUUCUACCGGAAAACUUCUGAAGCAGGUCAACUCCACGAUCUUGGCCCUGAUCCCAAAGAUGGGAUUUGCAGACGACCUCCUCUUACUGUGCAAAGCUGACUUAGACUCCAUCAGAGUCUUCAAAGAGGGAUUGGACUGGUUUGCGGAGGUGUCGGGGCUUCGGCUGAAUGUCCAAAAAAGUCACUUAAUCAUUUCACGUUCGGCUCAAAAUUUGAAGGACCAGAUGCUGGAUAUUUUGGGCUUUCAGGAGGGCCACCUUCCAAUGAGAUGGAUUGAGGAGUGCAUUACGACGGCCUCAUUUUCGAUUGGCCUCAAUGGAAAACCUCACAGGACAUGCAAUUCAACUACCAUUGGAAGUGUGAGCCAGCUAAGGUAUUCCAAUUGGGUUUUGCAGAUGAUCUCCUACUUUUCUGCAGAGCUGAUAUGGACUCUGUCAGAGUGUGCAGAGCUGAUAUGGACUCUGUCAGAGUGUUCAAGAUGGGACUGGACAGGUUUGCAGAGUGGUCAGAUCAUCAAAUCUGUACUUUCAACACUGAGCUUGUAUUGGGCAUCUGCAUUUAUCUUACCAAAGGCUGUCAAUAAGGAAGUGGAGAAACUCCUUCGAACAUUCCUAUGGAAAGGAACCUCAAUGACGGGAUAUGCCAAAGUAGCGUGGAAAGAUAUUUGCAAACCGGUAGAAGAAGGGGGUUUAGGAAUUAAAGAUAUUGGUGUUCUUAAUCGUGCCUUAAUGACAAAGAAAUUGUGCGAUGUCAUUAGAUGUGACCGAACAUCUAUCUGGGUUGAGUGGUUGCAGCACGGACGAUUACGGCAUAACUCCAUAUGGACAAUUGGCGAACAGGGAAGAUCGUGA
Molecule: messenger RNA, 1857 nt
Organism: Sesamum indicum (sesame)
Lineage: Eukaryota; Viridiplantae; Streptophyta; Magnoliopsida; Lamiales; Pedaliaceae
Source: RefSeq, a predicted model, not a curated record